GUACUUAAGAGGGAUGUUGAGUUGCGACGUUUUGAUUCAACUUGUACUGUGAUUUCUAAUGUCAAGUUGUCAAAUUUUAGGUUAUCUUGUUUUUGAUUUUGACUCAACAUUUGUGUCGUGAUUUUAUCUUAUAUUCAUUCUUCAGCAGUUUAUUAUUUUUGUAAACUAUCUCAGUUCCUACUCGUUCCAAUCCCAGCUAUUCGUGCAAUAUUAUAAGGGAACAUUUAGUGUUCAGCAAAAUAUGAAUUAUUUUUUUAAAUAAUUUAUUAUGUUGUGAAGUUUUCUUGAACAAUUUCAAUCAUGGUUAUUUAUGGUGUUUACAUUGUAUCAAAAUCAGGAGGGCUGAUUUUCAAUCAUGAUCAUAAUGUACCUAAAAUAGAAAAUGAACAUACAUUUUCUUAUCCACUGGACUUGAAGCUUGUGUAUGAGAAUAAGAAAGUUGUAGUCUCUUUUGGCCAAAAAGAUGGUAUAAUGGUGGGCCAUGUUCUCACCGCCGCAAACGGAAUGCCAGUAACUGGGAAACAACUGGAUGAUGGCAGAGAUGUGUUGGAAGUUAUUGACAACUCUGAAAGCUACCCUCUGACAUUGCGAUUUUCCAGGCCAAGAAUGACAACUAAUGAGAAAAUAUUUCUGGCCAGCAUGUUCUAUCCUCUGUUUGCAAUUGCUAGUCAGCUGAGUCCUGAACCGAAGAGUUCCGGUAUUGAGGUUCUGGAGGCGGACACAUUCAAGCUGCAUUGUUUCCAAACAUUGACAGGUGUUAAAUUCAUGGUAGUAGCUGAACCAUCUCAAACAGGAGUAGACCUACUGUUGAAGAAAAUUUACGAACUUUAUUCUGACUUUGCGUUGAAAAAUCCUUUCUAUUCGCUUGAAAUGCCGGUUCGUUGUGAAUUGUUCGAAUCCAACCUUCAGUCAUUACUGGAACAAAUUGAAAAGACUGGUAUAAGCAAUGUGUAAAUGUUCAAAAAA
This is a messenger RNA of Nilaparvata lugens (brown planthopper), 966 nucleotides long. It is a transcript of the gene Trs23, whose product is annotated as trafficking protein particle complex subunit 4. Gene Ontology annotation, biological process: endoplasmic reticulum to Golgi vesicle-mediated transport. Gene Ontology annotation, cellular component: TRAPP complex. NCBI's taxonomy places the organism in Eukaryota, Metazoa, Arthropoda, Insecta, Hemiptera, Delphacidae. The coding region runs from base 301 to 954 and encodes 217 amino acids. The transcript has 3 exons. The record is from RefSeq and is a predicted model, not a curated record.